Messenger RNA from Lucilia sericata (common green bottle fly), 576 nucleotides. RefSeq lists its product as uncharacterized. The record is from RefSeq and is a predicted model, not a curated record. Lineage: Eukaryota; Metazoa; Arthropoda; Insecta; Diptera; Calliphoridae. Gene Ontology annotation, molecular function: DNA helicase activity. The transcript has 2 exons. The coding region runs from base 1 to 576 and encodes 191 amino acids. Gene Ontology annotation, biological process: telomere maintenance; DNA repair.
AUGCCAAAAGCAUCAAGAUUUAAUAAUGUGGCGGCUAACAGAGAAUACCUAGCUGAAACAAACUAUAAUGUGACUGAAUUGCAACAAGAGGAGGUUACUGCACAUUCUUCUCUAACAAAUGAUCAGCAAGUAGUAUACGAUCAAGUCAUUAGCAGCAUCGAAUGUCAGUUAGAAACUCCAAUAUGUAAUAUCUCAAAGCAAAGUAAUUUGGCAUACGUAUUGAAACAAUGUAAACUUAUUGUCUGGGAUGAAAGUACAAUGGCCCAUAAAUGUGGAUUUGAAGCUUUAAAUAGGUCAUUAAAAGAUAUUAGGUCAAACAACGAUAUUAUGGGAGGAUUUACUGUAUUAUUAGCUGGAGAUUUUCGCCAAACCCUUCCAGUUGUGCCAAGAGGAACCAUAGCUGAUGAAGUCAAAGCUUGCAUUAAGUCAUCGAAUCUAUGGCAGCAUACAUUAAAGCUUUCUCCCCAUGAAAAUAUGCGCGUCCAUCUGAGAGGAGAUAACUCUGCAGCACAAUUUUCUGAAAUUUCAAUAUCAACAAAAAAUCAAAUGACUGGUUAUGUGAACGUGCAAUCUUAA